AAAAAAAACAAAAAAUGCUUUGUACAUUUGGUUGUGAAGAUUGAAUGAGUAAAAUCUGAAAACCUUCAAAAUGAGUUUUGCAGGUGGGAGAGAUGGAUCUAAAGGUUUCAUGAAGAGGGUUACAUCAACUUUCUCCACUAAGAAAAACAAGAACACAACAAAUGAUCCCAAACCACUACUUCCUCGGUCCAGAUCAACUGGUUCAAACUAUGAAUCCAUGAGGCUACUUCAUGGUCAGGGGAAAAGGGCUCUUCCACAUGUUAACACAAAGAGAACCAAAUCUGCUGGUGUCUCUCCUCAGCCAAGGCGUCAAAAGAUCGAUGAAUCCGGGAAACAGUUCACCAAGCUGAGAUGUUUUGAUGACAGCGAUUCCGUUUGGCUGUCUUCGGAUUGUGCUUCUUCCAGCUCUCUUCUAGGGGAACGCAGAGUCUCUGUGUCGUUUCAUUUCUCACUCGACGAAAGGGUUGUCUCUUGGUUAUCAAAUGCUGCUAAGAAUCAAGGUGACAUCAUCACUACCGCAGAGAAUCAUCAGAAAAGUUCAAAGAAGGCAAAAUAUUCUUCAGAGAAAAACAACAACAAGACUUGUCCAAGUGAAGAGUCAUAUGCGAGUCCUGAGUUGACUUUACAAGAAGAAAAGAAAGUUAGCUUCUCUUUAGAAUCAGAGAUGUCUCUGGAGAAAUCUGCAGAGAUUGGUGAUCCCAAGAGCAAGACUGUUGCGGAGCCGCUCUUUUGGCCGUAUGAGCAGAAGUUUGAUUGGACACCAGAUGAUAUAUUGAAGCAUUUCUCCAUAUCUCCUCGGAGAAAAAAGUCAACGGGAAAUAAAAGUAAUGGUACCUCUCCAAGAUCAAUGAGGGCACAGCUUCAGACAAGAAAGCUGGUUCUCAAAGAAGGGUGCAAGAGAAAGCUCAUGUUCAAUGGUCCUGGAUCAAGUCCAAAACAAGCACGGACAAUCGGUAAUAAGAAAACCAAGAUGAGCAAGAACCAACAACAGCCCAUCAUGAAGAGUUUGAAGAGGAACAAUAGUUUGCCAGCAAGUUUGAAGAGAAACUCGAGGGAGGAGGUACCUGUUCAAGCUGCUGAAGAGAGUGUAGAGAUGUGCAGAAAAACACCUAAGAAGCUUAUCAUGACACGCAGGUCCAGGACUUUCAUAGAAGAUGACUUUGCCUUGAUGAAUGAUUUCUCUAUAGAAAAUGCGGUGGGGCUUUGCGAGUUCAGGGGAAGAGAAGGCAUUGAUUCAGACUUCAACACUGAUGGUUUCUUGUUUGAAGAUGCUCUAUGAAAAAGAUAAAGGCUUUACAGGUUCGAAAACCCGAGACUAUAACAACAUCUGCACUGUAGAUUACGGAAUUCGGCUCCGAACCUCCUGGUAUUUUCAAAAAAACAAAAAUCUGCAUUGGAGACAUUUUUGUUUCAAUAAUUGUGUAUCUGUUGGUACAAGUUUGGGAAU
Molecule: messenger RNA, 1447 nt
Organism: Brassica oleracea var. oleracea
Lineage: Eukaryota; Viridiplantae; Streptophyta; Magnoliopsida; Brassicales; Brassicaceae
Exons: 1
Coding region: 71-1279 (402 amino acids)
Source: RefSeq, a predicted model, not a curated record